Molecule: messenger RNA, 14619 nt
Organism: Marmota monax (woodchuck)
Lineage: Eukaryota; Metazoa; Chordata; Mammalia; Rodentia; Sciuridae
Gene: Kcns2
Product: potassium voltage-gated channel modifier subfamily S member 2
Exons: 2
Coding region: 448-1881 (477 amino acids)
Biological process (GO): protein homooligomerization; potassium ion transmembrane transport; regulation of delayed rectifier potassium channel activity
Cellular component (GO): voltage-gated potassium channel complex; membrane
Molecular function (GO): voltage-gated potassium channel activity; protein binding
Source: RefSeq, a predicted model, not a curated record
UGUCCGUUCAGCACCACCGCGCCGCGCCCCAGCGCAGGGACCGCGCCAAAGCGCACCAGCUCAGCUCCCGCUCCUGCUCCGCGGGCGCCUGAGGCGUGGGUUCCUGCCUCUCUCGGAGGGUGAGGGGCGCGCGGAUCCGGAGACGGGGGCUCCAGAGCGUUGGGGCCACGCAGCCACCUGUGAGCCUCCCGCAACUGCGGACGACGGCAGAGUGCAGGGCCGGAGACUGGAGGAAACGCUGGGUGGACCCCGCCCGCUGGCCCGCCGGGCGCACACACAGGCGCACACACACUCGCACCCGCGCGCACACGCACAGCCAGCCGGCAGCGGACACCGCUGAGAUGCUCGCUAGCAGGUCGUGCAAGUUUCCCGCCGGCCUCGGCCGCGGGCGCCGAUGCUCCCAGGUGUAGCGCCCCCGCGCGGCGCGGGCUGCAGGGCAUCUCCAGCAUGACCGGCCAGAGCCUGUGGGACCUGUCGGAGGCCAACGUCGAGGAUGGGGAGAUCCGCAUCAAUGUGGGCGGCUUCAAGAGACGGCUGCGCUCGCACACGCUGCUGCGCUUCCCGGAGACGCGCCUGGGCCGCCUACUGCUCUGCCACUCGCGCGAGGCCAUUCUGGAGCUCUGCGAUGACUACGACGAUGUCCAGCGUGAGUUUUAUUUCGACCGCAACCCCGAACUCUUCCCUUACGUGUUGCAUUUCUACCACACCGGCAAACUUCACGUCAUGGCCGAGCUGUGCGUCUUCUCCUUCAGCCAGGAGAUUGAAUACUGGGGCAUCAACGAGUUCUUCAUCGACUCCUGUUGCAGCUACAGCUAUCACGGUCGCAAAGUGGAACCUGAGCAGGAGAAGUGGGACGAGCAGAGUGACCAGGAAAGCACCACAUCCUCCUUUGAUGAGAUCCUGGCCUUCUACAACGACGCCUCCAAGUUCGAUGGGCAGCCCCUGGGCAACUUCCGUAGGCAGCUAUGGCUGGCGCUGGACAACCCUGGCUACUCAGUACUGAGUAGGGUCUUUAGCAUCCUGUCCAUCCUGGUGGUGUUGGGGUCCAUCAUCACCAUGUGCCUCAAUAGCCUACCAGAUUUCCAAAUCCCCGAUGGCCAAGGCAAUCCUGGUGAGGACCCCAGAUUUGAAAUUGUGGAGCACUUUGGCAUUGCCUGGUUCACAUUUGAGCUUGUGGCCAGGUUUGCUGUGGCCCCCGAUUUCCUCAAGUUCUUCAAGAAUGCUCUAAACCUUAUUGACCUCAUGUCCAUUGUCCCAUUUUACAUUACUCUAGUGGUGAACCUGGUGGUGGAAAGUACACCUACUUUGGCCAACUUGGGCAGGGUGGCCCAGGUCCUGAGGCUGAUGCGGAUCUUCCGCAUCUUAAAGCUUGCUAGACACUCCACUGGCCUCCGCUCUCUGGGGGCCACCUUGAAAUACAGCUACAAAGAAGUAGGGCUGCUCUUGCUGUACCUCUCUGUGGGAAUUUCCAUCUUCUCUGUGGUGGCCUACACUAUUGAAAAGGAGGAGAAUGAGGGCCUGGCCACCAUCCCUGCCUGCUGGUGGUGGGCUACAGUCAGUAUGACCACAGUGGGUUAUGGGGAUGUGGUCCCAGGGACCACAGCAGGGAAGCUGACUGCCUCUGCCUGCAUCUUGGCAGGUAUCCUUGUGGUAGUACUGCCCAUCACCUUGAUCUUCAAUAAGUUCUCCCACUUUUAUCGCCGCCAAAAGCAACUUGAGAGUGCCAUGCGCAGCUGUGACUUUGGAGAUGGAAUGAAGGAGGUCCCUUCUGUCAAUUUAAGGGACUAUUAUGCCCAUAAAGUUAAAUCCCUCAUGGCGAGCCUGACGAACAUGAGCAGGAGUUCACCAAGUGAACUGAGUUUAAAUGAUUCCCUACAUUAGCUGGGAGGACUUGCUAUCCUCAAACCCACAUUGCUGAGCUGCCUCUUGUGCUUCUGGCACAGUACAGGCACCUUAAGGUUGUGGCGUAAGGAGUCUGCGCAACCCCAGAGGGGACAGAUGCAUGGGAUAUGCAUCCCCGGUUGCUUUUGCAGUGUUUAGAAUCAUUUUUAGAGGGUGGUGUGUCUGACACCAUGCCUUUGCACCUUUCAACGAAAUGACACUCACUGGUCUUUGCAUCGUGGGCAUAAAAUGUUCAUCUUUCUGCCAGAUGAGUACCCAGAAUGCCAAUUUCUCUGUCCACCAUGUACACUAUUCUAGUGCUUGUGCCCUGGUAUUAUGUGUGAGUUCUUUGUGUUCCUGUUUCUGAGAUUGUUGUGUGAGUUCUAUACAAAAAGUCCCCUCAAAUCUGUCCAGUGGAAACGUAUCUAUCUAUGAGGUCAGCAAGGAUAUCAUGAGAUUUUGCUCACAGUCAUGUGAAAAAAACCUCAGUUGUUUAUCCCUUGCUUUCAUUUAGUUUUAAUACCAAAUCAAAGAGAAUGCAAAGUUAAGCACACAGGACCAAUGCAAGCCUGUGAGUUGUUUUUCUAAAUAUCUGUAGCUCUGUGGCUUGCAUGGGUGUACCAAACAUUUUUAGAAAGAUAUAUACUGAUGUUUGUCUUGUAAAUGUCACUCUUUGGAGAAUGUUACUGUUAAACAUGUAGUGAAGAUAAGUUUAUUUUUCCCAAAGAAGACAUACAUUAGGGACAGGGACUUCAGCUGAACAUAGGCCAAUUCCCAGGAUGCUUAAAUCUGAGUCCGAGAGUCCAUGCAAUCUAAGCUCUAUCAUUCAUGGCUAGGCCUCCCUCUUUCCUAGGGUGAUCAUAGAGACAUUUAUUUCUGGCUGAGGUAGGUUCCUGGUCUAAGCCAUUUGACCAAAGUUUGCUGUGUCUUAGAUAUUAGCAUGUUUUUGAAAUAUUUAAUUUUUAAGACAUUUAAGAAUUAGGUUAUGUUGUCUUUCUCAGCCUAGAAGAGGCUUACUGUCGUAUUGUCUCCCCGAGGGGAACAUUACUAGGUUGCUAGCAAGAGCAGUAGCUUAAAUACUUUUGUUGACUGCUCUAAAAGCUCAUAAAAUAAGAGCCCUUUUAAUUCCAAGCAGAAUUUGCCCAGAUAGUUUUGCUUCUAGGAUAUAGUACAUUGCAUUUGAUGUUAAGGUUGCCCUGAAUUCCUGCCAUGACAUGGUGAUAUAGAAGUGUAUACUCAAAAUUUAGAUGGGCAUGAAGACAGUGUGGCUUACCCAGGAUGGAAACACUAAAGUUUUAUUUCCAUUCCAAUUGCCAUUUAUUGGGAGAGGGUGGGUAGAGGCCAGGCAAAAGCUAUAAAUCAAAAAAUUUCUACUUCAUAAAAUGUCAUAAAUAAUUGUAAACUUCUUGAAUAGCAUAAGGCUAUUUAAAAGACCUUUAAACUGCUAAGCUUGUAUUGUAGGGAGACUAUCAUUUUCUUCUCCAAAACGCCCUACCUCCUCUUUAGUUAACCAGCACAUGACAUUGAGAAGGGGAACCUGGCCCCUUUGUAAGAUAAUCCUUUUCUGUCAUCUUCUAGGUAAUCUAAUGGUUUUCCAGGUGGCUUUCGUUAUAGUUCAGUCUUCUGCAAGACUGUAGAAUCCAGGAAUCUAAGCAGGAAGUUAGGCAGGCUUUUAUCCAAAGCUUGGGCCUCCCCUUAUGAGGUCCAUUUUGUGUUUUAGUAGGUUGAGGAUAAUCCAUACUUCACAAGAGUGUGGAAAGGAUAUUCUCAAAGGUCUUUGUGUACUUGUAGUUGCCAUAGCUACUGCAGUGUGGGCGAUUUGUUGGUUGAAUACAUAGGCCAGUUAUGCCCUUGAGCCUCCAGUUCAAAUCCUUCCAUCAGACUGAAGUCUCAUGGUGGGGGCUUGGGGGAGAGGUGGCCAUGUGCAGAUGUGCCUAUGUGCACAGAGUGCCUAUGUGCAGAUGUAUAUACGUUUCUUAGAAGCAUCAGGAAAGGGGAGAUGACUUAAAGACAACAGACCAGUGAGUCAGAAGAGCAGGGUUAUUUUUUCAGAUUUUACACAUGGAAUUUUUGGCUUUGGAUGUUGUUUUCCAGUCCUGGGGGGCAGAAAAUUUACAAAAUCAUCCCAGCUGCACUGCAGGCAGGUGAUGGUACAAACUUAUGAGUACUGUCACAAGUAUGUCAGGGUUGAUGGUAUCGGGUCACUGAGUGUGGUAUCCAUGGUCACUGACCAUAAAGCUGUGCAAAGUGGAAACAAGGAAGGAGGCAGAAUAACUCAGUCACUCUCCUGAGGAUCUUUCCAAACAAGCAGUUUUACCACCAAAAGAGAUAGAGAGAGAGAGAGAGAGAGAGAGAGAGAGAGAGAGAGAGAGAGAGAGAGUUUUACCACCCUUAGUGGUUACCUUUGCAGAUAUGAAAAGCUGGAAAACUUGACUUUUCUUUUUGGUAAUGACUUGCAUUUAUCUGGUGCCUUUCUUUGGGGGAAUCCCAAAAUGCUUUAGAGACUGUGUUUUUAACAUCUCUUGUACAUACAUAUAUAUAUAUAUAUACACACACACACAUAUAUACUUGUAAAAAUAUUCCUUUGCCUACUGGGAUCUUCAGUCACUUUUCAGCUUAAGAAUAUCUCAAUAGUAUUAAGUUUUCCAAAUAGUGGUUUCAAAUAACUGAGAGAUAAGAACUCAGAUGGCUUGAACACUGCAGUGAAUUCCCACAAUAGAUGGAGACUAAACUAUGACCAGGGAACCCUCCCCUCCCCCAAGGUCCCAUUGAAAUGAGCUGUCUCAGAGACAAGGUGUUUGAUUGACCUUGCUAGAUAACUCGGCCUCUUUGUAGCAAUUUCUUCUGGUCCCAGAAACUAAUCAGGGAGGUUAAUUUUCUGCACCACUCUUAGCAAGCAUGAGAUGACAUGUUUGGCCACAAAGCUAUCAAACUGAUCUGUAAACCUUCUUUAGGACAAAGUAGAAAUGCUAUGACUCAUUUCCAGCUGUUGGCUUGAGAGCGGCAUCACUUCCACCAUUUGAAGAUGGUUCUUUUCAAAGAACAUUGGGACAAAUAUUUGGGCCAGGGUUUUCUCACAAUAUAUGGGACAAGCUUUUUGAAAGGCCUAGGUUGGGAAGUGAUACACAUUUAUUGCAUGAAUGCACAUUGGUCAUAGGUUUGUGUUUUCCACCAAAUCCCCAUGUUUUCUGGGUUUGCUGUUGAGGAGGGGCAUGUUGUAAUGCCAAGCUGAUUUGUAGCUCAUCAGGUAGUAAUUGGUAUUUAAUAUUUGGAUUUGUUAUUUCUACUUAUCUUAGUACUCAAAUAAUGGAACCACCUGCUAAUUCUUGCCUCGUUUCCAAGAAAAUGAUUUGUUAUGCACUUUGGGAUAGCAGCGGUCUAUAUGGGCUGUGCAGUGUCUACUUGAAGGCUUAACUGGUAUUUCUUGUAUGUUUUAACAGCAUGACUUGUUACAGAGUUGUAAUUUUAAAUAUUGAGAACGCUGUAUUUGCAAUGUCAGUUUUAACACUCAUUAACACACUACUGUGCAAGCAUCGAGGCGGGCUCUGCUCAACCAUUAUGUCUGAUUGCUACACUUCAGUUUCUGCGCCUCGACUUGGGAAUCAGGAGAGUGGCCAACACACUCAGGACUCCAGGCUUGCAAAGAAUGCAGAUUAAAUAGGAAAGUGUUUAUGCUUCCUUGAGGCCCUUCUCUUACAUAUGGAGUGGCAAACACAGCUGGGGACUGGAUUUCCUGUAGAAACCUGGGUUUUUUCCAGCAAUGAUUGGGAAUGGUUGGUUGUCUGUCCUUCAGGCAGAUAGUGGUAUGGUCCCUUUCUUUCCAGGAUCAAGAGCCACUAGAGUGCUUGGCAGAAGGAAUGGUCAUGUAUUCUUGGAGUCCUAGUAAACCAGAGGUGCCUGCAGGAUUCCCCCUGCACUGUCCUGCUCGGUACCUUUGCUGGCAGCUCUGCCAUCCUGGGUACCACUCUUCCUGCUACUGAAGUAGCUCCUGGUGGUAAAUUGGGUACUGGGUAACCAUAGUUUCUUGCCUUGUUAGGUGUAAAUACUGGUGGGAAUUCCUGGAGCCAGCUCUCAGCUCUACUUACCCAGAACUUAAGAAUCUGAGCCUUACUGAAGGCUGCAGGGAACCCAGAGGAAGGGUGCUGGGCUGACUGGCCUCCAUAACUAUUUGCCUCUCUGAGCCUCAUGUUGCACAGCUGCAAAAUUAAGAGAUUGGAUUAGAUGGUCUUUAUGUCCCUGCCCACUUGUUUGCUUAAAUGUAAAAGCAGAAUUUUGCAUGCUUCCCUAUGUUCUCAUGACAGCAGUGAGCAGUUUCUGAUGUAUCUAACUUAUUUUUAAGCAGAGCAGAGGGACUGCUUACAAACAACCUCCUAUUUGGCAUCAUUUUUCUCUUCAGCAGGCAGCCACAAUAGAAGACAGUUUUAGGGACAACCGUAUCAGAGAAAUGCUUGGGCUGAUUCUGUUCCAAGUGAAUAGAGUUUUAAAAAUCAUCAGCAAUUGUCUCCUUUGGGCUUUAUAUUAUUUACACCUAAUCUGAAUUCCUGCUAUUAAAUAUCAUCAGGCAGAGAAGAAAAUCAUGCCGAUCCCAUUUGGUUUUAGGGCUAACUGCUCACUUUUGUUUGUCACUCUGUGAUGCCUGGCAGAAUCCCCAUUCCCAUAAGAUUCUUGGGUUGCACCAGUCCCCUAAGUGUACAGGGCAGAAGACUAUCCCUAUCCCACACUUAACUCACACUGCUGAGCAGGGGAAUCCACAGCGUCCUCUGCCUAAGCCAAGGCUGAGAAAGGACACGUGGGUACAUGUGCAGCACUGAGAAGGUUCUGGAACCUUACCAUAACCGUUGCAUCUCCAUCAAGUGGAUGUGUUUCAUCACCUCCCUCUAGCAGGGGUAUAAACAGAUGUGAGGGUUAUUUUGGGGCCAUGAGGCCUUGCAUCUUAAAAGGAGAAGCAAACACCUCCUCUAGAAGGAAGAGCUUAAGCACAGCACUCACGUGGUUAUUGUGUCCUUUUCUUUACAGGAGAACUUUUAACUAGCACUUCAGGCCAAGGACUUGACAUGGGUGUCACAUCCCAUUGAUAACUGCAGAUCUGAAAAGUUGCCAUGCUUUCCUCCUCCUGUGACCUCAUUUAUCACUAACACUGUCCUCCUGGCUAGAUUCUCCCAAGCAGAUGACUAGGUCAGCAGCUGACAAGCUGAUGCAAUUGGAAAGACAGAUACAAGCCCAGCCUCAAAGACCUGGCUGAGGGGCAAGAGGCAGGGCGAGGGAGAGAGGGCAGGCAUGCCUUGGAGCUGGUGUAAGUUCCUACUGAAGGAAAAGGGGAUAGGAAGGAGCCAGGAAAAGGAGGGAGUGGAGAAAAAAAUACAGGAGAGAGUGAAAAAGAGAAAAGGCAGAGAAGAGAGAAGGGCAAGAGCAGAGAGUAAGUCAGGGAGAGGCAAUUUUAAUGAUGUUCUUUUAGGCCUUCUUUCAAAUUUAUUGUGUUUCCAGUGAACACAGGCCCCCAUGGCUUCCUGCGAGGUAACAACUGCUGGAUCACUCUCCCCUUCUCCUCCAAGAGCCUCUCCUCUCCUCCCACCUAGCCUAAGGUUUCCAUGGAAUAGAGGCCAUGGAGAAUACUGAACACAUUUUGGGUGAAGAGGGUUGUAAGGACACAUGGAGAGGAGGGGUGGCUCUCUGUGAAGAUGGGACUCUGGACUCUGAACAGGGAGGGAGCCGGGUGUUGGUCAGACAGAGGAUGAAGGUGGGAGUCAAGGAUGGCGAGAUGGAGGGCAGAGAACAGGAGGAGAGCUCAUGGUCCCUCCAUGAGCAGGGACCACCACAAACCAAAGCCACAAAGGCAGAAGCAGCCCAGCACAUAGGAGAAACAUCCAAGUCAGUGUGGCUGAAAAGAAGCCUGAACAAAACCAUCUAAAAUGCUUGAGCUGCAUUCUUUUGUCACUGGGUGGGACCUCCUGACUAGAUUUAUGAUAAUAGAAUGUGACUGGCAGCAGCUUGGUAGCGUAGGAAGGAGCCUAACCCUCCUUGAGGUCACGGCCUUAGUGCAGGCCAGAUUCAAAGGGAGAGAGGUGGGGAGGAAGGUGCAGGCAGGUUGACCAGCAGGCCUGCAUCAGGACAGGGUGAUGGGGGCAGACAGAGGGACAGGAAGGGCAGCUUCUGGGUUCGGGCUGGAUUGGUAGCUGGGUGGAUGAUGGUGUGGAGAGGCGAAGGGAAAUCUUAGAUCCCUCCUUGAACCUGCAAGAAGCACAGAUGGAGGUGUGGGGUGAGCAGACGGAGGCCUGGAUGAGUCAUUGGCUUAGAGAUGGAAGCUGAGGCCACGGGAGCAGGACAGGGGCAAAAACAAGAAAGAAAAGCACCCAUUUCAGAAGACAGGUAUUUGAGGGACAGCCAGAGGAAGAGUGGGCCCCAAGACCUGCACAGCCUUCCUUUCCCAGAGAAGCGCCAGUGUGGGUGAUCACCACGGGGGCCUGGGCUUUCCUCUUCAGCCAUUUCCUUAUUUUAUCUCUGUGAUUGGCUUCUGUUCCUGCCUCUCCUGCAAAACUGCUCUCUUUGAUGGUCAGUGCUUCCCUAAUAGAUAAGUGCAGUCGCCUGUCCUCGGUUCUCAGUUCCCAAAUUCUUUAACCACAUAGGUGAAUCUCUAAGUUCUCUCUCACCCCCUUCUCUGAUUUUUGGGCCCCGCACGCUGUUGGCUCUACUGGUUUUUCAUUCUCCUCUUGACUUUCUCCAUCCCCCACAGUUCUGUCACACAGCCUGCAGUGUUCUUCAGCCACACCCAAACUCUGCUAGGAUGUGAAUGAAGCCCACCUCUCCUCCUGGCCCCAUCUCACUCCUGGGCCCCUUGCCUGAGUUACCUAUGUGUAUUUGGAAGUCACCAGGGUAACGUGGGACUUACCACCUUCAUUCCAAACUGUCUCCUGACUUCUUCCUCACUUCUGUUAAUGGGACCACAGUGCUCCCAGCCACUUAGGGUAAAAUUUCUGUCAUUUUUAACUCUCCCCCAUCCCCCAUUUAUUUAGCCUUUUUUUUUCUGCCACAGCAGUCAUUUGCCAACAGCUGCCUAACUGCCCAGUACCAUACUAGAUUUGAGGGAAGUAAAUGGAAGGAUGUUAUUCACGGUCAUUAAGCAAUAUAGACUUUAGAGUCACUUGGCAUCAAAAUCAUCUGGGGAGCUUUCAGCAAAGUCAAUCUCUGGAUAUCACCCAUCUAUAAAAUCAAACUCUUGUGUGGGAGCAGAAAUCUGUAGUUAAAAAGCAGUCAGGUGCUGGGGAUCAGAGCCAGGGUCUCAUGCAUGCUAGGCAAUCACUCUUCCACUGAGCUACAUCCCCAAAUAUCCCAGGUGAUUUUUCUUUUGUUUUUUAGUUAGGAUCUCACUAAGUUGCUGAGGCUGGCCUUGAAAUUUUGGUCCUCCUGACUCAGCCUUGGAAUCAUUUGGGAUUAAUUUAGGAUUACCUGCAUGAACCUGCACCACAACUGGACAAGGUGAUUUUGAAGCAGGUGGUUUUCAGACCAUGCCUGGAGAAAUGCCAUCUAGGGGUGCCCCUUCACUGUCCGGGCAGUUUCCCUCAUUCCCAUACACACUGGGCUUCAGGUCUGACCAAUGAUUUCAUCAGAGCACUGCCGCACCUGGGCCCAUGGUAUCCAUUCUAAAGACUCUCCCUAGGCUUCAAUCCUUAUUAACUUGUGUUUUGUAAAUUCCCCACAGACUCAUGUCUAGGUCUGCCCCAACUGAUUCUUCCUUUAUUACAUCGUUUACCAACCCCAGAGUUUAUCUUUCCCCUUUCAGCAUCUUAGACCUACUGGUGACUUCUUUGGCCACUACUGGUGUUUAUGUUAAAUACAACCACAGAUAUGAAGGGUUAGGAAUGAAAAAGUGGAAAAUCCACAUGGGCCCAUUAAAGGCCUAAGACAGAGAAAAGGGCCUAUUUAGGAAGGAGGUGCCUUUCAAUGGGGCAACAGGGGCAGGCCACAGAGUUAUGAGAGGUUUGUAGCAAGGGACACACAAAGUUGACAGCCCAAAGGGUCUGGUAAUAUGAAUGUUAGAUGAUCAGAAUCCUCACCCCUUCAUGGGUGGCCAGUUCUGAAUCCCAGACUGACAAUCUCUCAAAGGGAUGUGGGCUGUCCAGAGGUCCCUGAACACCUAGGAAUGUGGCCUGAGCAGACUGACUGGGUGAUGUGGCAGAAACAGAAUUGGGGUUCUUGGGGAGGGUUUUUGCACUCAAAACUCUUUUCAUCGCCUACAUCUCCAGACAUUUAAAGAAUUCUGAGCUAUUUUCAGACCUACUAUGAAAAGAACCGAGGUGUCAGCAGUCAGACACCCGUCUAACUGUUUCCUAAGAGUGGAGCUGGCACGACUCACUUUUGAUCUGUCAGCCUUCUAUCGACUUUUCUGGCAAACUUUGUGAGUCUGUCAGGGCUGACUCUACAGGGAGCAGCUGAAUUGUAAUCCAGUGUGUUCAGGGUCAGUUAUUACAAAGGUCACCCUCAUGGGGAUGUAUUCUGCAUUUCUUUUUGUGGAAAAUGUGGGAGGAGAGGAGGGAAACAACCGUGCAGAGAAACCAGGGUGUCCCUGGGCUUUCCCUCUGGCUCCUACAGAGAAGCCAAGCAGCUUUCUUUAUGUCUUCCUUGGAUUUGAGGACUGCUUUUAAAAUAAGGAGCUGGUGGGAACAAACAGAGCUCCAGAAGUAAACCAAUUCUACUCUGGCCUUCACUCUGCCCAGGAACUUGAGAGCCAAUGAGUUGAGGCUCAGAAGGAGGAUGGUGAUGUUCUAUGUGCAGCAUUUAAAUAUAUUGCUAUGUAAUUUUCCAAUUAUAAAGCAUGAGCUCACUGAUUAUUCAAUAACUUCCCUAUUUUUUAAAAACCUGUGUGUGUGUGUGUGUGUGUGUGUGUGUUUAAAGCCCUCUUAUGAUUAAAAAAAAAAAUUCCAGCCAACCCAAAAUCUCUUGACCUUCACAUUUGCCUGGGCUUCUCUGCCUUCAGUGGAAUAUGCAAACGUGUGUCAAAGCUUUAGAACUAGCAAGACUUUUCUGAGUCUGAGGGACUGGUUUGUGCUGAUAUUUCAGGGAAGAGUUUGAUGCUUGAAAACUGGAAUGUGCAGAUGUCACAUAUUCAAUGAGACUGGAGCACAGGCCUCAGCAACACUGCCUGCAGAGCAACCAAGAGGCAGAACUACUUCAAACAAGAGCCAUUGUUUACUGGGUGCAAAGCCAUUGGCCACACCCUGUACAAAGAUGCAAUGGGAAUGACUAUCCCCUGACACCCCGGGCCCCCAGCCUCCAAUGGGAGCCAUUGGGUGAAAAGGCACCUCAGAUGGCCUUUCAGGAGCAGGUUUAAUAUGUCACAGAAGGAUACGUGCCCGUGUUUGUGUGUGUGCACAUGCCUGAGAGUCUCUGUGCAUGUAUGUGUCUGUAUUGGUCUCUGUGUGUGUCUAUGUGCCCGUGUGUUUCUAUCUGUGUAGCCACACACAUGUGCUCGAUUGCUUUGUGUGUAUCUGUGUGUGUGUCUUUGUAUGUAUGUACUUAUAUGUGUGUCUCAGUGUCUAUGUGAAUCACUGUGUUUGUCCAUGUGCCAAGCUAUAUGUUUGAAUCCAUUUGUGCCUUUGUGUGUGAACAUGGGGGUGACAGGAGACAGGGCAGCCAUACCCUUUGGGAGAAGGGGGUGGAAACAGCUGUUCUCCGGGGCUCCCGUGAGACGUUACUUCCAUGGAGAGGCUUCCUCUGAGCCAACAGAAUUUAAACUACAUUUUCUGCCACCCAGUGUCUCUCCCUUAUGUUGUCUUAUGGCAUCGGCUCCUUUUCUUUCUUAGGCAUUAUAGUAAUUUUUCAUUUGUGUUAGUGGGUAAUGUCUGUCAUCCCCACUGGUCUGGAAGCUACUUGAGUGCAGAAAUGUUUAUCUCCAGUGCCCAGGACAGUGCCUGGCACAGAGUAAAUGCUGACAAAUGACAAAGGAACCAAGGACAGGGGGCUGUCUCAUUGCUAUGACCCUGGGUAAAUUGCAUGGCCCUGGGGAGCCAAUUUAACCCGCAGCACAGCUGAAGCGAGGGUGGGGAGGCCUCUGUAAAAAGUUUGCACUGCACUGACAUUUUUAGCAAACCUUCCCUGCUGGAGACCUGUGAUAUGCUGGUCAAGCAAUGCCACCAACAAUGAGAUGGCAAGGAACAGCCUUCCUAUGAGACCCAAUUCCAAAUGAGCACUGGGACUGAGGAAGUCUUGCCAGAUGUUCCCAUUGGGUAAUGACUAAUGUGGGAGCCAGUUUACAGGUGAAUCAUGUCAAAAGGAAUAUACGCACCUAAUUCCUUUGGGGCAGGGUCCAGCAGAGAGUGUCCAUGUUGUCAGGCUUUAGAGCAGAGGUCACUAGAUGUGCCCAUAGUUGGAAUGGUAAGUAUCACUUGUGCUGGUUAGAGAAACAGUCUUAACAUUAAUUAAUAUUUCAUUGCUUGUCUUCCAGAAAAACAAAACACAAAAACCAAAUGUGAGCCCUUUAUUUAAAGGUCUCCUCUUUGUGACAAGCUAAGCAGAAUGUGGUCUGCAUACUGAUUUGGUCCUGCAGUUUGCUGGCUGGAACUCCAAUCCAGCUGGUAGGGCAUGUGCUGGUGCGGGAAGAGCAACUUACAGUGUGCACAAGUCCCCCCUGCGCUGGCUGUGAGAUGUGAGGCAAGACAGGCACCACUCUGGCCUUCACUGAGGCGGUAACGCAGAGCUAGGGCUUAUAGGGGGAGCAGGGUCAUCAGAGGGAAGAGCCCUGUCAGAUUCCUAAGAACAGGACCAGACAGGACCAGGGACAGCUGCUGCCAGCUUCAAACUCCACUGGGACAAGCUACACCAAACUGAAGGCUGAGAGAGGGCUUGGGAGGCUGCUGGGAGGGUGGAUGGUGGGGCCUUGGGGUGAUGGAAGGAAUCUAGACCUUGCAAAUGUAGGAGGCACAGCCAGAGGCCGAGAGCCCCAGGCAUAGGCUGUUGGGAGGCGGUUAUAGUUUCUAGACUGGCAGUCUUCAGGCAAAUUUAUUCUAUUUCAGUUUUUUGAAAUUUAUUUUCUUUUAAUUUAUUUUUCUAAAUUUUUUUAAAAUAUAUUUUUUAGCUAUAGAUGGACACAAUAUCUUUAUUUUUAUUUGUUCAUUUUUAUGCCGUGCUGGGGACCAAACUCAGGGCCUUAUGCAUGCGAGGCAAGCGCUCUACCACUGAGGUACAACCCCAGCCCCUCUAAAUUUUAAUUGUGAUAAAAUAUAUAUAACAUAAAAUUUACCACUUUGAGUGCACAAUUCAGUGGCGUUAAGUCUAUUCAUAUCGUUGGGCAACCAUAUUCACUGUCUCUUGACUUUUUUAUUAUCCCAAAUUAAAACUCUGCAUUCUUUAAACCACAUAACCCCAUCCUGCCCAUAUUUUGUUUAUGUGUAUGUGUGUGUGUGUGUGCACACACGCGUACAGUGUAAAAACCUCGCAGAAAUUUUCAUUAAAAUUCUAGGUCAGAUAUUUACUAGCCGCAUGAAUUUGGUUAAGUAAUACCAUCUUUAAAGCAUCUGUCUUCUUAGGUCAAGUAUAUAGAUGAUAAUGUCAUGUUAAUAGUUAAUAUUCACUAACUACUAUUUCAAGAGCUUCCCAUGUGUUAACUUUUUUACCAUAUCUAUAAAAUAGGUCCUAUUAUUAUUCCCUGUGGUAGAUGAGUAAUCUGAAGCAUAGAGAGUAACUAGCCCAAUGUCACACAUAACAUGUACCUUAUAGGAAGGACCGUUGUAAAGAAAGUGACAGGCAUGGAGCUGGUUCUUAGACCUGAGGUUCCCAUUGCCCUUUCCAGGAAUCCUUACUGGGAAUGGUGUACACAGUCUAUGUAAUAAGAGUUUUUGUUUUUUUUUUCUGUCAGGCAAUGCAUUUAUAGUCAUUGUUUCAUUUUAGCCUUUGACCCAGUACUAGGAUGUAGAUAUUUUAAAUGUAGUUUUAAGGUACAGUAAUUUACAAGUAAUAGUUGAAUGCAUUUGUUAUUAAAAAUUAAAAUCUACAUAAAAAAUUUACUCAAAACACACAUGGUCACCACCCUUCAAUAUCUGUCCCCUACUUCGAAUAACUGCUAUUGCUGCAUUGGUGUACGUCCUUCCAGAGUUUUUCUACAAAUUUACAUAUCUCUAUACCUGGAGAAUGGGGAAGUGGUUUUGUGGGUGGCUUUAUUCUGGAAACUUCUUAACAUUUUUCAGAAAUUUUCCAUAACUUUUUAUAAAGACCAUCCUCAUUCUUUUCGACUGCAUUGUGUGGUUGUACUAGAGUUCAUUUAAACACAUCCCUCUGAUGAUCAAUUAGAUGCAUAAUAGCUUCAUUUGGAGACUGAGUGCCUUGUCCAUGCCACUGGGAAGUGGCAGAGCUGGGCUCCAUCCCCCUUCUUUCUGUGUCCAAAGCUGAGCCAUAACCACUAAAAUGUAAAUCAACACAAUUAAAAGGGUUUUCUUUAAAGUCAGAUGGAAAGUCAGUAUUACCCUCCACAUUUAUUCGUUCGGCCCACACUUAUUAAGAAUCUGCCAUGUGCCAUUACAGAUGUUGGGAAUCUCUUGGCUUCAGCUUUGCCUCAAGCCUCUGGCCUGUUGUCAAAUUUGUUGGCCAUUCCUCUUGCUCUUUCCUUUCCCCAGAAUUGGCACAGUUCUCAUGCCUUCUCACCCACUGCUCUACCUGAAAAAUUAAAGAUAUCUCUUCAUUUUUGUUCAUGUUUCUAUAUUAUUGACUAUAGAAUUAUAAGAACAAAAAGCAACCAUCGCAGAGCCAAAG